AUGCGAUGCUACGAAAACUUUUCAGAACCUGUCCGAAAGCAGUUACUUAGUAAUCUUCUCAAACUGACUUCAUCCGGUCAGCAUCAAUUCAUAUCAAGUCACAUGACCAUUAUCAGGACAGUAAGACCGAAGGUUUUAAUUUCACGCCGCGCUCGAACGAGGAUUUACAAUUUACCUGGUGUGGGAGGUCCAGUUAAAGUUUGUAAACAAAUGUUUCGGACAACACUUGAUCUUACAGAUCGUAAACUACGCACGUUUGCUCAUAAGCUCGUUUUGGACAGCGGUAUUGCAAGAGAUGAUAUGAGAAUGAAUAAUCAAUCGAGUAGAAAAGUAACUGUUGAACAUGCCAGUUAUAUCAAAAACCACAUCAGAUUAUUCCCAUCAGAAGAAAGCCAUUAUGGUCGAGAGAAAUCAUCCUGCUUGUACCUAUCGUCUGACUUGGAUAUACGUCGAAUGUACCAACUUUAUCAAAAUCAAUGUGAUAUGGAUAAUCUAAUACCAGUACAUUAUAAUACCUAUAGACUUGCUUUCAACUCGAUGAACUUAAAAUUCAGAAAACCUAGAAUCGACACCUGUAACACUUGCGACACGUUCAACGUAGAAUUACGAAUAGAAAAAUAUGAAGCAGAACGAAACGAAAUUAUUGCUCGUAAGAAAGCACACCAUGAUGAAGCUAACAGUGUGUACCAUGAGAAGCGACAGGAUCGAGCACGAGCGGAUGAAGAUGCAUCUGUAAGAACAAUAUCGUUCGAUUUGCAAAAACAACUAGCCACACCCUACCUGACAUGUGGCCGAUCGUUUUACAGCCGUCAGCUGUAUACCUAUAAUCUCACAAUAUUUGAGACACAGGUAGAUAUAAAUGUACCCACUUGCUACAUGUGGGACGAGACGAGAGCUAAACGAGGCUCGCGUGAAAUAGGAUCAUGUUUGUGGUCCUAUUUGAAAGGUCUUCCAGUUUAUGUACAAGAAGUUAAUAUGUGUAGUGAUAGCUGCGCUGGACAGAACAAUAAUCGGAUUGUUCUUUUUAUUAUGGCAUACUUUGUUGAAAUUAUGGCUUCAGAAGGCCGAAAGUUCAUUUUACGACACAAAUUUAUGACUAGCGGGCAUAGUCAUAUGGAAUGUGACACGAUUCAUUUAGCAAUCGAACGAGCGAAAAGAAGGACAACAAUCAACAUUGAAACUCCACACGAUUGGAGUAUUUUAAUUGCAUCGAUAAAGCGAACCAAUCCAAUCUUACUAUAAAUAAAAUCGCUAAAAAAUAAAGCGCGGUCGUCGUGAACAGUCGUAAACGGUCGUAAAUGUUCGUAUUCUUGACGUAAACACAAACAUAGUGAGAGAGUGAGCAGUGAGCAGCUGCGAUGCGUUUUUUGUGUGAGAGAGUGUGUGCGUCUGCGUGUGUUCGUUUGCGUGUACAUUUGCGUGUAUGUGUUUGUGUGUGCGUGUGUCUGUGUGUGUGUGUUUGCAUGUACGUGUGCGUGUGCGUUUGCGGGAGUGUGUGUUUUGGUUAGUUGAUUGGUUGAUGUAAUCAAAAACAGUGUGAGAGAGUGAGCAGUCAGUAGCUGCGAUGCGUUUUUUUGUG
This is a messenger RNA of Toxorhynchites rutilus septentrionalis, 1579 nucleotides long. RefSeq lists its product as uncharacterized. The record is from RefSeq and is a predicted model, not a curated record. NCBI's taxonomy places the organism in Eukaryota, Metazoa, Arthropoda, Insecta, Diptera, Culicidae. The transcript is spliced from 2 exons. Bases 1 to 1242 code for a protein of 413 amino acids.